AUGGUCUUAAGUUCUUCUAAACGUGUGAUACGGCCACCAAGGUACUUCCUUUUAGAUGAAGAUGAAAGUUUUUUCCGGGCAAAAGUAUCCAAGAUUGAACCCAAAAUAAUCUCGGAUGUCGAUGAUGGAAUGUGUUGGCAAUGCUGGCAAUGUACUGCUCGCUUUCCCUCAAACGAUGGACUUAUUCAACACAUUGAAUUAUGCCCUUGUUCCAAAAUAGAGCCCAUUGGCGGUGAUCUUCGCGGAUGUCCGUUUUGUCCAAGAAGUGGCAAUCAUACGCUCACUCAGCCAUUUCAAAAUCGUGAUUUUAAUUAUCACCUUCAAUGUGACCAUCCUAAUGUUGCCUCGCUAUCUUGUCCAUAUUGUCUAAAAAUGUUUCCAUCUCGAAUUGAGGCUUUAGCCUCUCAUAUUAUUUUGGACCAUCAGGUACACUGGUGGCCCACUCCAGCUUCAUUGGGCUACUUGCGAUUUGACGAAGUCCCACAUCGUGUAGUCACUUGUCUUGGAUGUAAUUGGUGCACCUUCGUAUUGCGCGCCAACUGCUCUGUAUCCCCACCUGCCUCAAUGCAAGCCCAUAUGGGCCGGUGUAUCUAUCAGGGUGGACAGGUUGUCCUGACACGAUUUUCUGAGAGCACACUUUUUAUACUUGGAACUCCUGGGCGUGCAAGGGAUCAGCUCAUUCGCCAGCUCACUCGAGAAUCUGUGGGGAAAGAACAGCUAUUUUCAAGCCUUUACCCUUACACAAGAAAUGUGGAUAGGUCUCAGUCAUCCCCAGGAUUUAUGGACGAAAGUCCGGAGAGGAAUGGCGAAUCUCCUCACUUUGACGGAGCCUCACCAAAUAUUUUGAUUAACGAGCAACCAAAUACUUCUACAACUUCCCCAAUGACGUCAUCGAACCCUGAAAUAAAGCAGGUCGAGACUCUCACCCCUGCACCUAAUAAAAAUCUCCCACAAGAUAUUAUUGCGACCUCUAAACCGAUCAUACCUACUCCAAUCAUAUUUGACGUGCCUCUAGAUCUACCUCCUCCGCCAAGAGGCCUCAAACGUUCUGCUGGUCAUCCAAAUAAAGUAUUUGUCUGUCCCAUAUGUGGAGACAAGUCACUUUUAGGGAGUCUCCGAGAGCGCGAUGAGCAUCUUCAAGCCGAGCAUAAUGGCGAACUAUGCUUUCCAUGUCAGCUUUGUGGUCUGGCUUAUCCUUUGUACAUUGCUUUGCGUCGCCAUGCUGUCCUCAGACAUCAUUCUGACUUUGAUAGUGUCCUCUAUGGUCGUGACGAUUUGUUAGAUUGUGAACCAGUCGAUUGCCCCCACUGCCAACUAGUUGCUUUUACAGACCCAAAUGUGUUGCACCUCCAUCUUUAUCGAGUUCAUCGUCUCCAAGUCACUGUAGAGGGAACGAUCGGUUAG
Messenger RNA from Protopolystoma xenopodis, 1404 nucleotides. Lineage: Eukaryota; Metazoa; Platyhelminthes; Monogenea; Polystomatidea; Polystomatidae. The record is from the annotation of a GenBank genome assembly.